AUGCAUACAAGGUUCAAGUCAGAUGGGAGUUCGCUCAUUGAAAAAGAACUGAACACUACACAUACUCAAGUCACUUUCUUCUUUCUCACUGGUGUGCCAGGCUUAGAAGAUAUCCAAAUUUGGAUCUCCAUCCCCUUCAGCUUCAUGUACCUCUUGGCUGUGUUAGGCAAUGUGUUGGUCGUGGCAGUGGUGGUCUUGGACCACAGCCUCCACGAACCCAUGUAUCUCUUCCUGGCCAUGUUGGCAUUCAACGAUGUUCUCCUCUGUACUGUCACAGUGCCCCAAAUGCUGCUCAUUUUCUGGCAGGGUCCCUUGGCAGUUGCCCUCCCUGCCUGCCUCACACAAAUGUUUUUUGUCCAUGCUCUGUUCCUGUCUGAAUCUGCAGUCUUACUGGCCAUGGCUUUUGACCGCUAUGUGGCUAUCUGCACACCACUGCAUUAUACAACCCUGCUUACAGGCCCUCUCCUUCUCAAGGUUGGGCUGGCCCUGGGAGCUCGGAGUGUGGCUGUUGUCACUCCUGGGGUUCUCCUUAUUCUCCGCCUAGACUUCUGCCGGGGCACCAUUAUCCUCCACACGUACUGUGAGAACAUGGGCAUCGCCAAGUUGGCCUGCAACAGCAUUACCUUAAAUAGCAUUUACGGGCUCUCGGCGGCUCUCCUCACCACAGGGCUGGACUUUGUCUUCAUUUCCUUGUCCUACUGGCUAAUCUUGAAAACUGUCCUACAACUGCCAUCCAGGGAAGCCAGGACAAAAGCCUUUGGCACCUGCGGAGCUCACAUUUGUGUUAUUUUGGUAUUCUACACACUGGCCUUUUUCUCUUUCUUUACUCAUCGCUUUGGACACCAUGUGCCUAGCCACACCCUCAUACUCCUGGCAAAUCUGUAUCUACUGAUACCCCCAACCAUGAACCCCAUUGUUUAUGGAAUAAAGACCAAAGAGAUAAGGAUUCGAGUAGUAGGGCUUUGUUUCCGAUCAGAAUGA
Microtus oregoni (creeping vole) is the source of this 981-nucleotide messenger RNA. RefSeq names its product olfactory receptor 52Z1-like. Gene Ontology annotation, molecular function: olfactory receptor activity; G protein-coupled receptor activity. Gene Ontology annotation, cellular component: membrane. NCBI's taxonomy places the organism in Eukaryota, Metazoa, Chordata, Mammalia, Rodentia, Cricetidae. The transcript is spliced from 2 exons. Gene Ontology annotation, biological process: G protein-coupled receptor signaling pathway. The record is from RefSeq and is a predicted model, not a curated record. Bases 1 to 981 code for a protein of 326 amino acids.